AUGAUGGUUGCUGGCAGCGUUUGCAAAGACUGGAGCAGCAUGGGUAAAAGCCAGCAGUGGCUAGGUCAAUAUGCUAUCCUCUGUGCGAUCUUCAUUGCAUUGACAAGGCACCUUCAGUGCUCCCUCGUCAUCCACGAGUGCACCGCCAGGUUCGACUACAAGCUGCUCCAGGACUUGAUGCCAGACCACCAGGACUUCCACACUGUGCUGUCUCCUACAAAUUUUGGGUGUCCGGUAAGCCGCACACGUUCCUACGACGUGCUGCUUCUGAAAGGGAAGCUCAAGCUUCCCAAGGGCCUGCGUGAGCUCCACAAGCUUUGUGUUCCUUGCACUCUUGACGCUGGUGUGUGGCUUGAAGCCCCGGAUGACAUGGUGACUGAUUACCAGAAGUACCUUGCCAACAUUGCUAUGCGAGGCUCUUCAAGCCCAUGGGUUGACAUUUUGCCACCUACAGCUCAAGCCAACCUAUCUAUUGUGCGCGCUAUGCCGAAGGUUGUGGAAGCUUUGAAAUACCAUGAGGUUGCCACCAACCUAGACCAAUGCCCGGACCAUCAGGAGCACAUUGGUACAACAAUGCCGACGAUUCUGGCCAGCAUCAGCCACAUGUAUGCCGUCAAGGCUGACAGGCCUUUUAUUCCGCAGGCAAGCUUGGGGUUGUUCUGUGUGGUUGAACGGAUGGCAGAGUUGAAAGAGUGGAGACGAAUUGUAGAGUACCUGUUAUUUGCUUCUCCGAAGGAUUUUGGAAGAUAUGGCCAUGGCAUGGCCGGUUUCGUGUUCGUGCGAGGAGCUUCUUCUGGCGCAGUCCAUCCCGCUGUUCGGUUUCCACACUGUGGCUGGCUUCACCAAACCCCCAAUCAACUUCUCUGA
Messenger RNA from Durusdinium trenchii, 867 nucleotides. NCBI's taxonomy places the organism in Eukaryota, Dinophyceae, Suessiales, Symbiodiniaceae. The record is from the annotation of a GenBank genome assembly.